Hibiscus syriacus is the source of this 1295-nucleotide messenger RNA. RefSeq lists its product as uncharacterized. Bases 158 to 1069 code for a protein of 303 amino acids. The transcript has 2 exons. Lineage: Eukaryota; Viridiplantae; Streptophyta; Magnoliopsida; Malvales; Malvaceae. The record is from RefSeq and is a predicted model, not a curated record.
AGUAGCGGCAACGGCGGCGUAAAGGGAACCGCCUCUUUCCUACUCAAAAGCAAUCUCAUUCCGAAGACCAGCUUCAUUUCUCUCCCUCCCGCGAAAACCUUUUUUUUUUCUCGAAAGAUUUCAAAUCGUCGCUAACAUAUCCAGGUUUAGAUUGCGAAUGGCUAAAGUUAGCAAAGUCCAAAAGUCUGGUUCUCUUCAUAAAAGAGUGAAUUCUUAUCUAUUGCCCUCUUAUCCUAAGAAGGCCGGCAAAGGUUCUCUAAAGGAAAAAUGUUUGAAAACUUCGGGGAAGAAAGAUUGGGAAGCUGCAAAAUGUUUGGUUUGUUUGGAGUUCCCGCACAAUGCUGUUCUCCUCCUUUGCUCGUCUUACGAUAAGGGUUGCCGCCCUUACAUGUGUGCGACUAGCAAGCGCUUUUCCAAUUGUCUGAAGCAAUACAAGAAAGCCUACACUAAAGUUGCUUCAGUUGACUCGAUGGAUAAUUCAAGUAUUAUUUCUGGUGUGAGGAAGCCCAUUGAAAAUAUUGAAGUUCCAGAGCUUCUAUGCCCGCUCUGCCGGGGACAGGUUAAGGGCUGGACAGUGGUAGAACCUGUACGGAAAUAUCUCAACCGGAAAAAAAGGGCAUGUAUGCAGGACAAGUGCUCAUUUGUUGGAACUUACAAAGAGCUUAAGAAACAUGUCAGGGAAAUGCACCCGCUAGCACGACCUCGAGAAGUGGAUCCUGUGCUUGAAGAACAAUGGAAAAAGCUGGAAAACGAGAGAGAGCAGAAUGAUGUGAUCAGUACAAUUAUGUCGUCAAUGCCAGGAGCAAUGGUGUUGGGGGAUUAUGUGAUUGAUCCGGGUUAUCAUGGUAUCUACAGAGAUGAAUAUGAUUCAGAUGAUUCUUUUGAUGAUUUUAUUCAUCUAGAUUCAUCCGUUCGCUUACGGGGUAGAUUCAUGGACUGUGACCUAUUUGAUGAUGAUGGCUUUGGGAUGCGACAUGCUUUCCGUGCUGUUUCCCCAGUAACCCGCACUUGGCCUACUCGCUUGUUGGGAACAGCGGGACUAAGACGAGGACGUAAUAGAAGACGAUAAUUUCUGUGUCUGCCAAUCACAUGAUGGAAUUUAUACUUUCGUAUCAGGUAAAAUGAACAGAUCGUAGGAGAGUCCAACAUCGGUAUCAUAUGUUAGUUGUGGAGGCAAACUGAAGGUAUUUUAGCUUUAAAUUCCCUCCGUCAUACGUAGCUGGUACCAUUUCUUCCUUAAGCUGUCAUUUGACGGCAGCAGACAUUAGAACAUUCUUUCUGAAUUCUUUGCUUUA